CUUUUUUGCCCUCCACUCUCUCUCUCUCUCUCUCUCUCUCUCUCUCUCUUACUUUUUUCCAUUCUCUCCAUUUUCCUUUUGUUGAUCGGAAGGAAAUAUCAGAUAUAGUAGUGGGAAAUGGAGGAGCGGUUGGCGGAGCUGAACCCUCGGACCUGCGUGGUCCUGGGCGGGCGAGGAUUCCUUGGGCGAUCGCUGGUCCAUAGGCUCUUGACCCUCGGCAAGUGGAUCGUGCGAGUCGCCGAUUCUGCUCAGUCCCUCCACCCCGACCCCUCCGACGACCACCACGACUCGCUCCUCUCGCAAGCACUCUCUUCCGGUCGCGCUUCCUACCACCGCGUCGACGUUCGCGAUUAUUCUCAAAUCGUCAAAGCAAUUGAAGGUUCGUUUGUUGUGUUCUAUAUGGAUGAUAUCAACUUACAAAGAGAUGAUAUUUACAAUUGGUACAUGAUUAUAGUUCAAGGUGCAAAAAAUGUCAUUAAUGCUUGCCGAGAGUGCAAAGUUAGAAGGCUAAUAUACAACAGUUCUGCAGAUGUAGUAUUCGACGGUUUACAUGAUAUAAAUAAUGGAGAUGAGUGCUUGACAUACCCUUGGAAAUUUGAGGACAUGAUGAGUGACCUUAAGGCUCAAGCAGAAGCACUGGUCCUGUUUGCUAACAACAUUGAUGGCCUCCUAACAUGUGCACUUCGUCCUAGCAACGUCUUUGGACCAGGAGACACACAGCUUCUGCCAUUGUUAGUUAAUUUAGUGAAAUCUGGUUGGGCAAAGUAUAUUAUAGGGAGUGGUGAAAACAUGUCCGACUUCACCUACGUCGAGAAUGUUACUCAUGCCCAUAUCUGUGCAGAAGAAGCUUUAGAUUUUCGGAUGGUCUCUGUGGCUGGAAAGGCAUUUUUCAUCUCUAAUAUUGAGCCUAUGAAGUUCUGGGAAUUUGUAUCUCGCAUAUCAGAAGGCUUGGGAUAUCAAAGACCAUUUAUAAAAGUUCCUGUCACGGUAGUUGGGUAUAUUCUGUUGAUUUUCAAAUGGAUGCAUGGAAAACUGGGCUUCAAAAAAUACAACCAUUCUGUAUCAGCUUAUUACAUCCAAUUAGCCUCACGCACUAGGACAUUUGACUGCACUGCGGCUCAAAAACAUAUCGGAUACUCACCAGUAGUCUCCCUAGAAGAGGCUGUCACUUUAACAAUUGAUUCUUUGUCCCAUUUAACCAAAGACUCAUAUUAUGCAAGAUACAGUGCCUUCGAUGAACAAUCAAAAGUAGAAAAGUUGCUGGGCAGCGGGGAAGUGGCAGACAUUUUGCUGUGGAGAGACGAGAAGAAGACGUUUACAUAUUUCCUUGCUCUGGUUCUGUUGUUUUACUGGUUUUUCCUCUCUGGAAGAACUUUCAUGUCAUCUAUUGCCAAGCUUCUGCUGCUGAUUAAUGUUGUCCUUUUUGGAUACGGUAUCCUAUCAUCAAAAACCAGAGUUGGUAUCACUUUUCAGAGAAUAUCUUCCUCUUGUUUUGAGAUCUCAGAAACGGUGGUGAAAGAUUCAAUUACAACCCUGGCAUGUCUUUGGAACAAUGGGGUCCAACAUAUACGAUCAUUGUCUCAAGGAGAGGAUUGGAGUAAUUUCUUCAAGGUAACAGUUUCUCUCUAUUUUCUGAAGUUGAUUUUGCGAUCCUUGACUGCAGUGAUUGGCGUAGCACUGGUGUUUGCUUUCACUGUGUUCUUUGUUUAUGAGCAAUAUGAAACGGAAAUUGAUGGGUUUGCAAAGGUUCUGUUCAACCGUAUAGAGGAAUCAAUGGGAUUGUUGACAAGGAAUUUAUCGGCUUCUGGAUCAUCAUUUCUUCUGAAGUGUGAUAGGUUUCAUAGAAAUAAAGUGCCUGCUGCAGUACAGCAUCAGAGAUAGCUGACAUGGGACUUGGGAGCUUUGCAGCUAAGUUUUAAUUCAUUACGUGCCAUCUGCUAGCUUAGUUAGGCUUCGUAUCAACCUACAGAGAUAGGGUUGUAUGUCCCCAGCACAAGAGAAAGGGCUUGCUGCUUAUUUUCUUUAACACUGCUAUAUUUCAAAAAGUUAGGGUGUAGAUAUCCAUUCCUUUAACAAAUUUGUGAUGUGACAAAACACUUGAACAAAAAGUUGAAAUAUGAUCACUAAUUGCUUGCACAAGGAUUAACAGCUUUUGUCGGCUUACCUUCCAAUUGCUGAUGUAUUAUCUACUAGCUCAAUCAAGCCUCAUAUUAAGAUAAGAGAGGUUGGCAUUCUGGUCCAAAUUAUAUGCUUGGGAGUGGUUGACAUACUGUAAAAUUGGUUCAUAAUUAGAUGAAACAAUUCUAAAAUAAAAACUACUAGUAGUUCAUUUUGAACUGGUUUUGGUUUA
Molecule: messenger RNA, 2350 nt
Organism: Alnus glutinosa
Lineage: Eukaryota; Viridiplantae; Streptophyta; Magnoliopsida; Fagales; Betulaceae
Product: 3beta-hydroxysteroid-dehydrogenase/decarboxylase
Exons: 12
Coding region: 118-1881 (587 amino acids)
Biological process (GO): steroid biosynthetic process
Molecular function (GO): 3-beta-hydroxy-Delta5-steroid dehydrogenase (NAD+) activity
Source: RefSeq, a predicted model, not a curated record